UCUUCUAUCUGUUUAUUCUCCUCAUCAAAAACUUCAUAAUUCAGGAUGGUACAGUUUCGUGUUGCAUGAUCUUCGUUAUAAUCCUAUUUAUGACAUUGUUCUUUUCUUCGGUUAUGUAAGGUUUAAAGAAAAUGAUUAUUGGUAGGUUAUAUGAUCUAGUGCUAAUGUAUUUAUUUUGGGCUUAUGAACAGAAUAACCAGCAGACUAAGCCACAAAACACAGGAGAUGUGAAACUGGUGGAGACAGUUGAUCUAAGUCAAUCUGCGGGGCAAGGGGAACAACAGAGGUUUAUUGAGGUGAUUCACCAGCUUCACCAGCCAGAAAAACCAGCCACCAGGAGUGGUAGUGUCUUGUCGGGGGCCGGUUCUGCUGUUGCUAACACUCUUCAAUCUGCAAAAGAAGCCAUAUCUGGAAGUAAAAAUCACUAGUGCAAGCUCUUAGUAUUUAUUAGCUAAGAAAUUACAAAUGUGAAAUUGUUUUUAACUCGGCCUUUUAAAUAUGGGGAGCUAGGUUUUAUACAAGCAUUUGCAAUGCUUAAUGGAGGUCAAUUUUCAUGUAUGUAGUUUGUAAGAUUAUAUUUGUAUCACAGUUUAUAUGAUCUGAGGAUUCACUUUCUUAUAGUUGUACA
This is a messenger RNA of Chenopodium quinoa (quinoa), 628 nucleotides long. RefSeq lists its product as uncharacterized. The record is from RefSeq and is a predicted model, not a curated record. The coding region runs from base 132 to 428 and encodes 98 amino acids. The transcript has a single exon. NCBI's taxonomy places the organism in Eukaryota, Viridiplantae, Streptophyta, Magnoliopsida, Caryophyllales, Amaranthaceae.